AUGAGGCAGGCGAGGGUACAGGCGCGAACCGCCUGGCACGCUUUCUUGAAUGCGUUUGUGACGACGGCCUUAUUUCGUUGCUGGCAUAUUCUUCUAUUCUUCGGUGCAUGGUCGACAGCGAUCAGCCUUAUCUCCAACUAUCUCGUCGAUCUGGGAAUCCAGAACACGCUUCUCACAGUGCUCGGCACUGUACUUGGUUUUGUUAUCAGCUAUCGAACGACGUCAAGCUUUGAGCGCUACAAUGAAGGCAGACGAUACUGGAGUCAAAUUGUGCUUGGAGCCCGUACUCUCGCCCGCCUAAUAUGGUUCCAUGUUCCCUCUACUAUGCCAAUGCCUGGCGCGAAGACAGAAGAGGUAGAAGCGCGGAUCCUCAUCGAGAAAAAGACGGCCAUCAACCUGACCGAGGCAUUUGCUGUUGCCGUCAAGCACUACCUGCGCGGAGAGGAAGGCUACGACUACGCAGACCUCUUUCAUCUGGUCAAGUACUUGCCUUCUUACCCUUUACCGACCGGGAUACCGUCUCAGGCCGAUCUUCACGCCCCGCCAGGGUCGCCAACAUCGAAUAGGAAUGCGCUGCAUAAGCGUAAGGGUCAGCAUAUGGAUUCCGGUUCAUCGGCGAAUGACGAUGGCCACCAACACGUUGCUACCGCUCGACGUGGAUCCAUCCUCGACGAGACCCUACCAGUGGACGAACCCGUACGAGACGCAUUACACCCCUCAUUGCCAGCGACAUUACCUGGAGUAGGCAAAUCAUCAGAGUCGAUUGAGAAAACAAGUCCGCGCACUCAUGGAAGCGACACGGCUGCCAUUGAGAAAACGUCUUCCCAUCUGGGACCACCUCCCUCUCCUGUGGGAGCUCGGCUACGCAAGAGCAUAGAAGACUUCAAGUCUCUCAAACCCGCUCGUCUGUCGCCGGGAAUAGGCUGGUCGGACUUCUUCCCGUCAUUCUUUACGAGACGCUAUGAUGUCAGGGUUGGAGGAGCCCACGGGAGGAAAAGCGCGAAGAGACAUGCCAGGAUGUUCCUCACGCAUAAUCUGCCGCUGGAGAUCACAUUGUACUUAAGCAGUUAUGUGGCGGAACUGCAAAAGCGUCCGGGAGCCGUUGAUGGACCCACCAUCUCGGCACUUAUGGCGAGCAUCCAGCUACUUACGGACGCGUUAACCGGUCUCGAGCGCAUUCAGACCACUCCUAUCCCCUUCAGCUACUCGUUCCAUAUCUGGAUAGUGACCCUCGUCUAUUGCUUCUUCCUUCCUUUCCAGCUAUGGACGACGUUGCGGUGGGUCGCGAUACCUGGGACAACGAUUGCAGCGUUCGUGUACUUCGGGUUUUUGGUCGCUGGUGAAGAGAUUGAGAACCCCUUUGGAUACGACAAGAACGACCUCGACAUGGAUGAUUUCACGCACAACAUCAUUCGCACCGAGCUUCAUGCCAUCACCUCUGCCCCCGCCCCGGAUCCUCAUAACUGGGUCUUUUCCGAUCUCAACGAUGCUUGCUUCGUUCCCAGCAUCGGGUUUCAAGAUGGUCAUGAAGAUGCGCCGCACCACAUGCCGGAUCGCGACACUCCCGAGCAAUGGGUGACGCGGGGCAGAGGGGAGAUGCUGCUCGCGCUGAAACGUGGAGCUAUGUAG
Molecule: messenger RNA, 1629 nt
Organism: Peniophora sp. CBMAI 1063
Lineage: Eukaryota; Fungi; Basidiomycota; Agaricomycetes; Russulales; Peniophoraceae
Source: the annotation of a GenBank genome assembly